Messenger RNA from Dendrobium catenatum, 3555 nucleotides. Its product is annotated as probable LRR receptor-like serine/threonine-protein kinase At3g47570. NCBI's taxonomy places the organism in Eukaryota, Viridiplantae, Streptophyta, Magnoliopsida, Asparagales, Orchidaceae. The transcript has 6 exons. The coding region runs from base 1 to 3555 and encodes 1184 amino acids. Gene Ontology annotation, molecular function: nucleic acid binding; ATP binding; RNA-DNA hybrid ribonuclease activity. The record is from RefSeq and is a predicted model, not a curated record. Gene Ontology annotation, biological process: protein phosphorylation.
AUGAAUCUCAUCACUCCCUCCAUCUUCUUCUUCUUCUUCUUUCUCUGCAACUCAUCACCCUCCCAUUCUCCUCAAACCACCGCUUCCACCGACCAACUCGCUCUCCUUCACUUCAAAUCCCUUCUUACCGACCCCACCUACUCUCUCUUCUCAUGGAACUCCUCCCUCCAUUUCUGUCAAUGGGAAGGAGUCAAUUGUAGCAUCACCGGCCGAGUCACAAGACUCAGACUCAUCUCGCUUCAGCUCGCUGGCCCCAUUUCGCCAAGCAUUUGCAAUCUUACCUUCCUCGAAUCGCUUGUGCUUGUCGAUAACAAUCUUAUUGGCGCUAUUCCGACCGAGAUUGACCGACUUUCUAAUCUCGUGAGUCUAAUCCUAAAUUCGAAUUAUCUCACCGGCGAGAUUCCGACGAGUAUUGUUCGUUGUUCGAAACUACAGUUUGUUCAUUUGAGGAGUAAUUUGUUUACAGGGGAAAUCACUAGGGAGAUCGGCUUGAUGUCUAAUUUGCAGGAAAUCAACUUGUCAGAAAACAACAUCACUGGAACAAUUCCCGUUUCCAUGAGUAACAUAUCGUCUCUGAAGUUUAUUGACUUCGCAGAAAAUAUGUUGGUAGGCUCCAUUCCUGAGAGCAUAGGAAGAUUGGCUAAUCUCCAAUUUCUACAAAUGGAAAGAAACAAGUUCACUGGGGAGCUUCCUCCCUCUUUCUUCAACCUCUCAUCACUCUAUGGUGUUUAUUUAGGAUUCAACAACUUGGAAGGAACUCUGCCUUCAUCAAUGUUUGUCACAUUGCCAUAUAUACAGAAUUUCCUGCUGAGCAGCAAUCACUUUCAUGGUUCAAUUCCAGCCUCAGUAGCCAAUGCAUCUCAUCUUAUUGAACUUGACCUCUCAGUAAAUGGAUUCAGUGGAAUCAUACCCUCGAAGCUUGGAAAUUCACAACUUUUAUGGAGGGUGUUGCUUUAUUCAAAUCAUCUAGAAGCUAAUGAGGACAGUGAUUGGGAUUUCAUGGAGUCAUUGGCCAACUGUAGCUUUUUAGUGAUGCUUAAACUGUUUGAUAACAAACUAGGAGGUGUUCUUCCAACUUCUUUAGCAAAUCUUUCUUUUAGGAUUACUGUGCUUUCGAUUGCUCAAAAUCAGAUCGCAGGGAAUCUUCCUGUUGAAAUUGGCAACCUUGUCAAUCUUUUAAUUUUUGAAGCUGAUAACAAUCUCUUGACAGGUUCCUUACCACCCUCCAUUGGUAGGCUUAAGAGCCUGCAUAGGCUGACUUUGCAAGGAAAUAAAUUUAAUGGCCAAAUUCCUGACUCCCUGAGUAAUCUUUUUGAGUUGAAUCAACUUUACUUGCACAACAACAUGUUUGGUGGAAGCUUACCUUCCAGUUUUGGAAAGCUUGAGAACUUGCAGGAGCUGGAUCUAUCUUGGAACAGAUUCAAUGGUGAAAUCCCCAAAGAAGUGCUCAGUCUGCAGUCUCUUUCAGUGCACCUUGACUUGUCAAAUAAUCUGCUUACAGGGAGUUUGCCGGUAGAAAUUGGCAAACUGACAAAUCUGAAUUGGUUUGCAGCUGCCAACAACGAGCUGUCAGGUGAAAUACCAAGUAGUCUUGGAAAUUGCAUGAGCAUAGAAUAUCUAUUUCUACAAGGCAAUUCAUUCCAAGGCGCCAUUCCUCAAUCUUUGAGAUUCUUGAAAGGCCUGCGCGAAUUAGAUCUUUCACGCAACAAUCUUGAUUGGAGUAUUCCAAUGUUUUUUGAGAAUUUCAAGAUGCUUCAGCUUCUGAAUCUAUCAUUCAAUGAAUUGAAAGGUGAAGUACCAGCAAAUGGUGUCUUCAAGAACUCUACUGCAGUGUCACUAUAUGGGAACAAGCAACUGUGCGGAGGUGAUAAUAAGCUCCAUUUGCCAUUAUGUGAUCAUGAGCAUUCUAGGAGUUCAAAUGGAAAAAAACAUCUAAAGCUUGCACUCAAGAUAGUCAUUCCAGUCAUCGGUAUUAUCUUAUGUUUAUCAUUUGGUAUAUUUAUUUUCAUCAUUUUAUGUUGUGCCAAACACAUGCAGAAGAAGCUCUCUUUCAAUCCAGUGGAAGUUCAAUUCAGAAGAACUUCAUAUGCUGAACUUCUAAAAGCAACAAAUCAGUUCUCAUCUUCUAAUUUGAUUGGAGUUGGGGGCUUUGCCUCUGUUUACAAAGGAAUUAUAGAACCUGGUGAAACCAUUGUUGCUGUGAAGGUAUUGAAUCUAGAGCGAGAAGGUGCAUUAAAGAGUUUCAUGGCAGAAUGCGAAGCAUUAAGAGAUAUUCGGCAUCGAAAUCUUGUGAAGAUAUUGACAGUUUGCUCAUCUAUAGAUUUUCGUGGGAAUAGUUUCAUAGCAUUAGUACUUCAGUACAUGCCUAAUGGAAGCUUGGACCAGUGGCUUCAUCAAGGGGGAUAUUUUACUAAAACAGAUAAGUUAAGCUUCCUCCAAAGAUUGAGCAUAGCAGUUGAUGUGGCUUCUACACUUGAUUAUCUGCAUAAUCUUGGCCAUGCACCUAUUGUGCAUUGCGAUUUGAAGCCGAGCAAUGUCCUUCUAGAUGAGGAAAUGAGGGCUCAUUUGGGUGAUUUUGGGUUAGCUAAGAUCCUUCUUGACAUAGAUGACAAUCAAGCUGCAUCGAUUGGGAUAAAAGGGACCAUUGGAUAUGUUCCUCCAGAAUAUGGAAUGGGAAGUAAAUCUUCUCCUCAAGGAGAUGUAUACAGCUAUGGAAUAAUGUUGCUUGAGCUGUUCACAGGAAGAAGGCCAACAGAUGAAAUAUUUAAGCAUGAUCUAAGUCUAAGGGAUUAUGCAGAGAGCUCAGAUAUUGAUAAUCUCAUGGAGAUCAUUGAUCCAUGCCUUAUAUCAGAAGCUCAAAACAGAGUUCAGGACAGCAGGUUUGAUAUGCUUGAGGAACUCAAAUGCUUAGAUUCAGUUAUAAAAAUAGGUCUUUUAUGUUCUUUGGAUGAUCCAAAGCAACGUAUGAAAGUAGUUGAUGUGAUAAAUCAACUGAAUAGGGAGGGUUGCUUUAAACUUAAUACUGAUGGGUCCAUGAAUAAUCUGAAUGCGGGCUGUGGUGGCGUUAUUAGGGAUUUUAAUGGUUUUGUCAUUAUGGCUUUUGCGGGCCCUUCGAAUGCUACUAGCGCCAUUCAAGCUGAAAUCGAGGCUCUUUUAUUUGGGAUCCAAUCUUGUAUUUCUCUUGGGAUUAUUAAUAUUUGGAUUGAAGUUUACGCUUUGCUUUUAAUUCAUUAUCUUGAGAGAAUUUCUUCUUCCAACCCUGCUUACUUUUAUAUGUUGAGGGAUAUCAAAAUUUUUGUUUCUGCUUUGGCUGAUGGCUCCUUUGUUUCGAGAUCUCAUUCUAUUGGCUGGAAUCAUUUUCUGCUGUGGUUUUCGUUGUCUGUUCUUGUGGGGUUGUGCGAUCUCGGUGAAAUGCUGGUCUGUUUGGUCCUCCUUGCUGCUCCUUCCUGGUUUCUGUUUCACUUUUGGAUUAUGGCUGGCCUGUUUUGCAGGUUUUUGGAGGCUAGUUCUCAUUGUGCAGGACCAAUUUUUGCUUGGGAAGAUUGUGCUGAUUGA